CCUUCAUUGUUUUUUAUUAUUUUCAUAUUUCUUUCCGUUAAACAUUGAACAGUGGAAUCAAUUGGUUCUCCGCCUUAAUCUGAAUAAUUGAUCUCCCAGUUUCCUACAUAGACAGAAAAAGAAAAAGUUAAAGCCUGCAAUUGCUGACUUUGUAUGCCCCAUCUCUCUCUUUCUCUGUCUUUUCAUUUUAUUAGCACCGAAACCGCAUUUACUCCAUUUGAUUUCAUGACAAAUAGUCAGGUGUUUGUCUAAGGUGCAGGUAACAGUACUAUUCACUAUGGCAAUUGAAGUAAUCAGCCCAAGAAUCUCGUUUUCUUACUAUCUCAAUGCAGAAGCCAUUGAAGAACAUCAUCAUCAUCAUCAUCACCAGAGUUCCGAUUUCGUUUUCAAUUUUGGCGAUAGUUUUGUCCAAGAAUUGUCUCCAGCUGAUGAGCUCUUCUCUAAUGGCAAGAUUCUACCCAUGGAAAUCAAGAAAAAGCCUGUUGUCGCAAAGCCUGUUCCUGUUCCUUCUCCUCCCAAGAAAAGAUUGAAGGAAUUUUUAUCAAUGAGUAUUGAUGAUGCAGAUGACCAGCCUGAAUUCAAAUCUUUGUGGCAGUUCAAGAGAAGCAUUAGCCUCAACUCUGGAACCAAAACCCUAAUCCGCUCUCUUCACUUUCUUUCCCGGAGCAAUUCAACUGGUUCAGCUUCAAAUCCAAAACCAACAAUGCUUUCGAAAGAAACCGAGAAGCAGCAUUUGCAGAAGCAACCAUCUUUGUCAACAAAAUCAUCGCACUCACAUUCUUCUGGUGCAUUUUAUGCUUACACUAAUUCUACUACACACAAGUCUCCAUUAAAGAGCAGCAAUUGUGGAUCAUAUGGAAAUGGAGUUGGAGUCAAUUCUGUUUUGAUUUCUAAUGUAUCGGUGGUGAGUUUUUUUGGGUUUGGUUCACUCUUCUGUAACCCGAAGGGUAAAAAGAAGAAAAAAUGAAUACAUUACUUCUUAGUUGAGUUUAGCUGUGCAUGAACUAGCAUAUCUGUAAAUUGAAGAGAGCAAGAAUCCUAAUAUUCAAGGUACCAUGGGUAUCCAUCUACUUUUCUGAGGGUGAAAACAACAGUAAAACAAUUGAUCAGAUGGAUGGUGUUUGUCAUUUUUCAUGCAUACCAUAAUGAUAAUGGUUAUGGACUUAGCAGACAGCUGCUAUUGGUUGUUAUUUCCUCGUUCUCCUCCCGGUUGCCUCUUCUUACUAUGAUGCUGCCUACUACAGUCUGCUGCUGCUUCAUUCUCCUCUUGGUUGCCUCAUCCUCCUGCAAUCUUGCUGGCUACAGUUGCCUCAUUCUACUCUUGUUGUUGUGUUGGCUUAUGCUAGUUGAUGUUGUUGCCAUGUUCGCCUCUCUAUUGUCUCCUCUUACUGCAGUACUACCUGGUACUCUGAUAGUUGUCUCCAUGCCUCUGUUGAAAAGGAAAUGGCGGAUACAGGAAAAAUGUACUUCAGAAGGCAGGGUGUUUUGGAGAAGCUGUCCUUAAAAUAGCUUAUUUCCCGCUCUCUCUAGUGCAUGACAACCAGGAAAUGAUAUUUCUAAAAUACAAUGCAUUAAUUUCGAGUUAGAUAAA
Gossypium arboreum is the source of this 1591-nucleotide messenger RNA. RefSeq lists its product as uncharacterized. NCBI's taxonomy places the organism in Eukaryota, Viridiplantae, Streptophyta, Magnoliopsida, Malvales, Malvaceae. Bases 278 to 967 code for a protein of 229 amino acids. The transcript is spliced from 2 exons. The record is from RefSeq and is a predicted model, not a curated record.